UCCAGCAGAACAGCAUGGUGUGGGGUAUAAAAGGCAGGCACAUCACCUGUGGCAAGGUAAGAAGACACACCUUUACAUUGUGAUGGCCUCUGCUCUGCGGGUGUUGCUGCUCCUCUGUGGACUGUUGGCUGGAGCUGCGUCUGACGGCAGUCCAAAAGUCAAUUGCUGUCCCGACGGCUGGACUCGAUUGAACGAUGGCUGUUACGUCGUCCAAACUGAAGCCAGGAGCUUUGUCGACGCAGAGAAAUUCUGCAACGAGGCUCUGGGGAACCUGGCCUCAGUCACCAACACUCUGGAAAAUAUUCUGGUGGAUCAACUGGUCCAGGCGGCCGGUGAAGAUGGAGCCUUCAUUGGAUUCCAUGACACCUUGGAGGACGGAGAGUUUCUAUGGACUGACGGCAGCAAGUUCCGCUUUGACAACUUUGAACCCGGAGUGACCCUCCUGGAGGACGGCUGCGGCGUCCUCAGCGCUGACGGUGGCGUCUGGUCGCUGGUGGACUGCAACACCCAGGAAGCUUUUGUCUGCCGCACACCCGUCUGCUGCCUCUAAGACUCUCAGCAAACUUGCAAUCACUCGGCCUUUCCCUCGCUGCCUGAGCUGCUUCCAUACUUUUACAUGCUUGUCACUAACAAUCAAUGCAUUAUUGGACUUAUUUCAACUGAGACUCUUGUAAUACACAAAACCUGUUUUUAGGAUUGCAAUCAAAGAAGAAUGCUGUCCUUCAAUAAAAUGUUGAACACA
Molecule: messenger RNA, 742 nt
Organism: Nerophis ophidion (straightnose pipefish)
Lineage: Eukaryota; Metazoa; Chordata; Actinopteri; Syngnathiformes; Syngnathidae
Product: snaclec 3-like
Exons: 6
Coding region: 83-550 (155 amino acids)
Source: RefSeq, a predicted model, not a curated record